AUGUCAUAUAUGGAGCUGACCCGCGUGCUGCCCCUCGCUGCCGCCCACAAUGCUGCGCUGCCGCAUGCGCAUCGCUACCGCGCUGCCACCUUUGCUGCCGAGCUGCCGCCCGCGUUGCCGGCUGCCCCACGCUGCCGAUUGCGCUGCCGCCUGCACUGCCCCGCAUUGCCUCCCGUGUUGCCCUGCGCUGCCGCUCGCGCUGCCGCCCGCCCCCACUGCCGCCCGUGCUGCCGCCUGCGCUGCCGCCUGCAGUGCCGCAUGCCUUGCGCUAUCGUGAUGCCGCCCGCGCUGCCGCCCGCGCUGACGCCUGCGCUGGCCCACGCUGUCGUCCGCCCACGCUACCGCCCACGCUGCCGCCCACCCGCGCUGCCGCCCGCGCUGCCGCUCGCUGCUGCCCGCGCUACUGGCCGCGCUCCAGCCCGCGCUACCGCCCGCGCUGUCGCAGUGCAGCCAACCGCGGCCUGUGCCGCCGCUCGUCCCCGCAUACUGCCCGACGCCCACUGA
Molecule: messenger RNA, 504 nt
Organism: Closterium sp. Naga37s-1
Lineage: Eukaryota; Viridiplantae; Streptophyta; Zygnematophyceae; Desmidiales; Closteriaceae
Source: the annotation of a GenBank genome assembly